Molecule: messenger RNA, 1558 nt
Organism: Carassius auratus (goldfish)
Lineage: Eukaryota; Metazoa; Chordata; Actinopteri; Cypriniformes; Cyprinidae
Product: glial cell line-derived neurotrophic factor-like
Exons: 3
Coding region: 634-1329 (231 amino acids)
Biological process (GO): positive regulation of branching involved in ureteric bud morphogenesis; negative regulation of neuron apoptotic process; peripheral nervous system development
Molecular function (GO): receptor tyrosine kinase binding; glial cell-derived neurotrophic factor receptor binding; growth factor activity
Source: RefSeq, a predicted model, not a curated record
GCGAGCAUGAGAAAAUGAGGGCGGGGCCCGGGCGUGACGUCAGCGCGCUCGAACCCCUGAGAGUAUUUAUACGCGCUCAGCGCUGAGUGUGAGCGUCAGACGCGUUCAGAGACGCGCGAGUGGAUCAUGACCGCUGUCUGCUGCUGACAGAUAUCAGUCACAUACAGUCGCGCUGCACUUUCAGCUGAUCCGAGCGGAUAUAUCAAACAUUCACCUGGAUUUCAUCACCUGUGCGUCGCUUCUCGGAGGCAGAAUGCGGCGCGCUUUAAUAGACACGGGAAACUAUUACAGUUAGUUCGGAUCCGGAUCUGCGUCUUCGGGAUCCCGAUGUCUUCGUAUGAGCCGCUGCUGCUGGUUUUCUCUCUCGUUACAGACGCGGCAGCAUCACGGUUCCGCGCGUCGCGUCGCGCACGGCGCGUCAUUUGGACACUCCGGACCUUCUGCGCACGCUUCAUUGGGAUCUAGCGGAUAACGUUGUGAAUGGACCUGGAAUUGUGAUCGUUUUGAGGAUAACGCACGGAUUUUAUCCUCUGGAUCUUUGGAUGUUUCCUGAUUUACUGAGAAUUUGGCUUUUCUGAAGCUCCGGUCUGUAUGGACCACAUUUAAGCUUCCCUCAAAGGAACUGAGUCUAAAAUGAAGUUAUGGGACAUACUAGCCACGUGUUUGUUGCUCCUGAGCUCCGUUUCCGCACGUCCCGUCUUCCACAAGCUGCAGCCAUCCAAAAGAGCUGUCAUCCGCAGUGAGACGCCCGCUCUGGACCCCAUCAUCAACUCCCAACCUGAAACCGUGCACCUAAAACAAGCCUCCAUGGAGGAACAAUAUGACGUGAACGGCUUUUACCCGGAGCAGUUCGAGAACGUAAUGGACUUCAUCGAAGCCACGAUCGGCCGACUGCGCAGAUCCUCCGACGCAGAUUCGCAAACCAAGCGGGACAGAGGCCGACAGAAAGGAGCAACAAACACCGAGAGGAGCAGCCGGAAGAGGAGUCGUGGACGAGGCCGUAAGGAAGGCCGAGACGACAGGGUCAAAGGUCAAGGGCGUGGGUGUCUGCUGAAAGAGAUCCACCUCAACGUCACUGACCUGGGCUUGGGUUACAGGACCAAAGAGGAGCUGAUCUUCCGCUACUGCAGCGGCCCGUGUUUCGACGCCGAGACCAACUACGACAAGAUCCUCAACAACCUCACCCACAACAAGAAGCUGGACAAGGAGACGCCGUCUCGGACUUGCUGUCGGCCCGUCGCGUUCGACGACGACGUCUCGUUUUUAGACGACAGCUUGGAAUACCACACUCUGAAGAAGCAUUCGGCUAAAAAGUGCGCUUGUGUUUGACGGACGAAACCAGCGCAGUGCAACAAAUUAUUUUCUUACUUAGUACUUCUGUGUUGUUUUCUAGUAUAAAUGUCUUAACGUUCCUGGAUCAAGAUUUAUUUACUUGACAAGUGAAUUUAUUUAAGAUGUGUGACCCUGCAGUAGAAAAUCAGAUUUAAGUCUCUGGGGUAUAUUUGUAGAAAUAGACAACAAUUCAUUGAAUGAGUUAAAAUUAUAAUUUUCUCUUUUA